Phlebotomus argentipes is the source of this 687-nucleotide messenger RNA. Its product is annotated as juvenile hormone esterase-like. The transcript has 2 exons. The record is from RefSeq and is a predicted model, not a curated record. NCBI's taxonomy places the organism in Eukaryota, Metazoa, Arthropoda, Insecta, Diptera, Psychodidae. Bases 1 to 687 code for a protein of 228 amino acids.
AUGAAGUUCGUUGCAGAAAAUAGUCCUAAACAUGAGAGUGUAAUUUCUCCAACGGCAGUGUCAAGUCGACCGGAAGUUUGCGCGUAUUCUGGAUGUGUUCGCGGAAAGCAUGAAAGUGGACGAAUUAAGCCGUAUGAUGCUUUCUACGGAAUUCCUUAUGCUGAGCCUCCAGUGGGAAAAUUGAGACUAGAGAAUCCAGUUCCCUUCAAGGGAUGGAAAGGAUAUUGGGAUGCCACGUAUCCACGUGACGCUUGCUACCAAAGGAACUAUUACUUGCCAGAAAAGCCUAUUACUGGAUCCGAAGAUUGCUUGUAUCUGAAUGUUUAUCGGCCAGAUACAGCAAAUACUAAGAAAAAACUGCCUGUAGCGGUUUACAUUCAUGGCGGAGCCUUUACCUCCUUCUCGUCUAAUCCCGGAACUUUGGGACCUGAAUAUUUCAUGGACAACGGAGAAGUGAUUCUUGUGACUUUGAACUAUCGAUUGGGUCUUCUCGGCUUUCUGUGUUCAGAAAAUGAAGCAGUGCAAGGAAACUUUGGAUUGAAGGAUCAGCAACUUGCUCUUGAAUGGGUGGCGAAGAACAUUGAAUCAUUUGGUGGCGAUGCAAAUGCUGUAACUGUCAUUGGAUUAGGUGUUGGAGGUGUUUCAACUCAGCUGCAUAUGAUGAAUUCAAAGUCUCAGGGUAAUUAG